AUGGUUCGCAAUAUCGUGGUCUUCGGCGGCUCGUCGCAUCCGACGCUGACCGACACGAUUUGUGAGAUUCUAGGCAUCCAGCAAGGUUCAGCCCUCUUCUCGAAAUUUUCUGUCGGUGAGACUCGAGUCGAGAUCGGAGAAUCCGUCCGUGGGAAAGAUGUCUAUAUCAUACAGUCAGGAGGUGGAAAGGUCAAUGAUCAUUUCAUUGAACUUCUGAUCGCCAUCUCGGCGUUCAAGACCGCCUCGGCCAAAAAGGUCACCGCGGUACUUCCGCUAUUCCCAUACUCGAGACAGUCGGAUAUACCCUACAACAAGACCGGAGCACCCCUGGUCAAGGCCUCGAGCAUGUCCAACAAGCUGGUCGCGGACUCGACCGGCUACACAUUCGACAGCAUUCCGCCCACACCACAUCCAGACAGGGGAGAAAGCCAUGGUCUGGCCAAUGGACAUCCUCUUCACAAAGCAGCCUCUAGAACUCAACUCGACGAGGUCGAGAAUAGCCCGACGCACCAAGCUCGCUUCAGUCACUAUCGGGACUCGAGCACGCAUUCCAGCACUAAGUCCGCAGAGUACUUCCCAGGCCCUCGAAAACGGGGCGAUUCCGUCACAUCCCUUACCAACGGGGCUGGCAACAAUGAGUCUCCACAGACUGUCGACCCUCAGGACCAUUUCAAACCCCGUCCUGGCUAUCGUCAAUGGGUCGCCCAAGCUGGUACCCUCGUGGCCGACCUUCUCACGUGUGCUGGGGCAGAUCACAUCAUCACAAUGGACUUGCACGAUCCUCAGUACCAGGGUUUCUUCGACAUUCCAGUGGACAACCUCUACGGUCGGCCAUUGUUGAAAAAAUAUAUUCAGCAAAACAUUCCGGACUACAAGAACGGCGUGAUUGUCAGUCCCGAUGCAGGUGGUGCGAAGCGGGCUACAGCGAUCGCCGACUCAUUGGGUAUGGACUUUGCCCUUAUUCACAAAGAACGCCGUCCAACUAAGAUCACCGACCGCCAAAAUGCCACUAUGAUGUUAGUUGGCGACGUUACCGGGAGGGUUGCCAUUUUGAUUGACGACUUGGCCGACACCAGCAACACAAUCACUCGAGCCGCCAAGUUGCUGAAAAAAGAGGGCGCAAGCAAGGUUUACGCUCUCGUCACUCAUGGUGUUUUGAGCGGUGAUGCUAUUGAUCGGAUCAAUGCGAGCGCUCUGGACAAGGUCAUCGUUACGAACACCGUUGAUCAGCAAGAUCAUCGCAGACGAUGUCCUAAACUGGAGGUGCUGGAGGUUGGACACGUGUUUGCCGAGGCUAUCCGACGAGUGCAUUAUGGAGAAAGCAUUAGUGUCCUCUUUCAAUACGACUAA
This is a messenger RNA of Exophiala dermatitidis NIH/UT8656, 1350 nucleotides long. RefSeq names its product ribose-phosphate pyrophosphokinase. Bases 1 to 1350 code for a protein of 449 amino acids. Gene Ontology annotation, molecular function: ribose phosphate diphosphokinase activity; magnesium ion binding. Gene Ontology annotation, cellular component: cytoplasm; ribose phosphate diphosphokinase complex. NCBI's taxonomy places the organism in Eukaryota, Fungi, Ascomycota, Eurotiomycetes, Chaetothyriales, Herpotrichiellaceae. The transcript has 2 exons. The record is from RefSeq and is a predicted model, not a curated record. Gene Ontology annotation, biological process: purine nucleotide biosynthetic process; 5-phosphoribose 1-diphosphate biosynthetic process.